GUUACAAGCUAAUUCGAUUUUCUGUUGUCCUUGUUUUAUUUACUCAUGGGAUCAACGUGUUGUAUUGAAGAUUGACAGACAGAGAAAUGGUAUGUAUCUUGGUCAGAUGCCAUUUACUUCAGAUAAUGUUUGUCAAUAUAACUUGACACACAUCUUUGUUCCUCCUUACCUCACUCCCAGACAUUGCCAAAGAAUAUGCUUGUCUGAAUCAUUUUUCUGUCAUGAUUUCAAUCUAAAAUACAUUUGCAGAAAUUUUCAGAUCUCAGUCAGUUUUCCUUAUUUUCAUUAAUGCAAUGUACCUUCUGGAUUUUGAAAUUUUACCCAAGUUUUUAAUAAUCUGUUCAGGAUAGUUUUUGAACUUGUUGCAGAUUAGAAACACAAGCAGUAUCUGUUGAUGUAUUUUCCAAAAUUGCUGCUUUGUGUUUCUUGCCUGUAUACAGUAGCCGUAGCUGUUUGUAUUGAAAUCCACUGCAUUUUUCUUUGUUACUUAUCCCAUUCUAAAAUCUAGCAAACACUAUGAAGUGUAUUUUGUUUGAAAUUAGGGCAGAACCAAGUAUUUCUAAAAGGUUCUCCUUGUGUGGGGAGACCGAAAAGACAGAUGGAUGAGGUGCCGAAUAAAGGAGGUAAGUUUUGGAUGAGCAUGCUCGGGAGCUUACCAUAUCUUCAACUUCUUUGGUAUUGGAAUCAUUUGAAAAGAAAGAAAAGUAUCAGAUAUCUUUUCCAAGUGGUCUUUUUCUUGUAUCUAAACUUGAUGGUUUUGUUUGUAGACCAUGCAAACAAUAACUUAGAUCAGUCAAAUGAGACAAACAAUUUGAAAGGGAAAGAAUUGCAGCAAAGGAUUCUUCUGCAUGAGCUUGAACCCUUUUCUCUUGGGGCUCUUCAUGAACUUGUCUCUUUAGUUCAUGACCAUAUUAAUGUCGCUGAUCAAACUCAACUGAUGCAAUCUACUUCAGUGAAUGAUCCUGUGCCUCAUGUGAAAGAUGAACACCAGAAAACUCUGACUACUGAAUUAUUUCAGUUGGAAGAUGAUCCAGUUGCUAAAAUUCUUUGGAACCUUGAACCUCACACUCUUCAAAAUGUCUUUCUUGCAAUGGCUGUGAGUUUUUCAUCUCCUAUAAGCUAUAAGCCUUAAUUCUUCUAACUGAAUUUUCUGUUAAUUACUAGAAUGAAGCUUGUUUGUUUUGAAGGUAUUCUCUUGAAUAACAUUUCCAUUUUAUUUUGCUUGAUGAUGAAAAGUUUGGUUUUAUCUUGAUGGCACCAUUUUGGUACUGCAUUUUUAUUCUUUGAAAGUUCAGGGAAUUGUGUUAUCAAAGGUACUUGGCUGCUUGCCUAUGGAGAUGUUUAUGACAUGCUAUUAAAUACCUCUUCUUCUGUUUUAAUAUUAUUAUUCUAAAUUUUCCUGGUUUCUGUGUUCUUUGCUCUUUUAUUUUAUUUAUUUUAUUUUUCAUUGUGAGAUGGUUAUCCACAUUAUACAAUUCCUUUCAGCACAACUUCCCUAGGACAUUGGAGGCUCUGAUUCUUCACUUGCUUUCUCCCGUGGGGGCAGAAGUUCUUACUCGAAAAUUUGAUGAGAUUGAUCAACAGAACUCUGAAGAAGAUCGAAACAAAUUCUACCAGAUUUUCUAUGGUGCAUUUGAUGACCAAUUUGCUGCAAUGGAUGUAAUAUUAAAUGGAAAAGAAUCAUUUGCACACCAGGCAUUCAAGACUGUAUUGGAUAAAUAUAUGGGUGUGGACUUUAACGUGCUAAAACCAGGGGUUGGAAGACACAUCUAGUGAAUCUUCUUUAGAAUUGGUCCUGCAGUGAUCUCGAGAUUGUAAAUUGAUGCAUAUUCAUUUCAGAGGCUUUCUGUCGCAAUCAGUACUUUACCAUGUGCCUCAUUCACAAUUUUGUAGAAUCUGAAUCAUUGCAAACCUUGAAUGGUGCAGCAUAGCUCUGCUGGUUUAAGGUGUGUAUUGUUCAAGUUCCAAAGUUCAUGUUUUCGUUCUUAUGUUUAUAUGGACCAUUAAGCCUAUAACUAGCUUGUAGGAGACUAGUUUUUACACCAUUUAAACAACAAUCUAGUAGUAAAGAAUAUCUGGUGUGUAAACACCAGUUAAAACGGGUGUUUUUUCCUCUUUUUUUUAUUUUUUUUUGGGUUACAUUUGAUGAUGGACAACAUGAUAACCCUCUCAUUUUCCAGACCUCACCGGUUUAAAGGUUUGAAUUUGAAACCAUCAAUUUGGAGUCUUAAACUCUGGUAAGAACUAAGACAGUAAGAGUUAUCCCUUAAUUAGGAGCUGGUAGUAGUGUUAUUAAUGUAAUGGUUAGGAGGUGUGGAAAAGAGAGGGCGAGUGGGGGUGUAUUAUGGUGAUUUGCAGCGGAAGGUCUUAAAUGUGUAAGAUCUACCGUGAAUCUUACAAGUUUCCAAAGGAAGAGACACCUUGAUGGUAAUUUGACUUGUACGGUGAAGACCCACUAUUUGUCUGUUUCUCCACUUGCUAUUGGUGUGUUUCUUCUAUCAUGGAUGUGUGCUCAGUCUUUGUCCUAUUAUUAUUACUUAAUAAAAUUAAUUGUUUUAA
This is a messenger RNA of Rubroshorea leprosula, 2559 nucleotides long. The record is from the annotation of a GenBank genome assembly. Lineage: Eukaryota; Viridiplantae; Streptophyta; Magnoliopsida; Malvales; Dipterocarpaceae.